CCAUCUCAUCCGCUUCGCAUUCUUCGUCUGACCACCUCCGCUCCUCGCUACUCAUUCCACGAUGUUUGUCGCACAUCCGCUGUCCUCGCUGCUCUUGCUGCUAUCGCGUCUGCGACGACUGUCACUGUGACGAACAACUGUGGCUACGAAGUCGACCCGGGCUUCUACCCCGCUGCGACUGCCUCCGACGGCGGGCGUAUCUGGGGCCGCACGGGCUGCGACGCAUCGGGCAACUGCCAGACCGGCGGUUGCUCCGGCGGCGAGAACUGCACUGCGCCUGCGGCAUUCACCAUCAACAGCUGGGAAAGCUUGGACUUCUUUAACCCAAGCACGACGGAUGGAUUCAACGUGGCGGUGACGAUCACUCCUGGGACUGGAUGCACUACCGGCGCCCAGGCUUGUACCGCUCAGGACGAGGGUGACGGCUGCGGCAUGACGAGCUCCUGCCCGACGGGCACCGACUACACUGUCUCGUUCUGCUAGCGCAGGUCUAAAAGUGUUGAUCCCUGUGAAGGGUAGUCCUGAAAGGCGUGCUAAACAUAGGGAUAAUCCCGGACUUUGAGACUGUUAGUCCCCGUUGUUGUACCUUACGAUUGAUCAUGUUGUAAUGGAGUACGUUGCCCUACGGAAA
Molecule: messenger RNA, 631 nt
Organism: Fomitopsis serialis
Lineage: Eukaryota; Fungi; Basidiomycota; Agaricomycetes; Polyporales; Fomitopsidaceae
Product: thaumatin
Exons: 6
Biological process (GO): defense response
Cellular component (GO): extracellular region
Source: RefSeq, a predicted model, not a curated record